Melanotaenia boesemani (Boeseman's rainbowfish) is the source of this 2358-nucleotide messenger RNA. RefSeq names its product biogenesis of lysosomal organelles complex-1, subunit 6, pallidin (gene bloc1s6). Gene Ontology annotation, cellular component: BLOC-1 complex; extrinsic component of membrane; transport vesicle. The transcript is spliced from 6 exons. Bases 155 to 673 code for a protein of 172 amino acids. NCBI's taxonomy places the organism in Eukaryota, Metazoa, Chordata, Actinopteri, Atheriniformes, Melanotaeniidae. The record is from RefSeq and is a predicted model, not a curated record. Gene Ontology annotation, biological process: intracellular transport.
CGCAGACGUCACAUGACGUUGUCUAGGUACUGCAACAAAUCGAAAAUCUUUCUCUUGUCUACUCUGUCUUCAUAACUCCACCAAAUACGAUUACGGUUGGUUUUCAUAAAACGUUUAAACAGACAACCAGACUGGGCAUACACAGACGUAACACAUGGAGGUAGAGGGGAUGGAAGAUAAAGGACCUUCGUCCCAGAGUGAUCUUCCACAAAGUGACGAUCUUCACUCAGCACAACAGCAGCUGGUCGGUCUGGAGAGUUCAGGCCUUGUAGAGAAUGUACACGUGGAUAAGAAAACAGUGGACAAACUCACAGAGGGAUUGCUCUCUCACUACCUACCAGAUCUACAGAACUCUAAACGAGCCCUCCAAGAGCUCACACAAAAUCAGCUGAUACUAUUAGACACACUGGAUCAAGAAGUAACCAAGUUCAGAGAGUGUAACACCUUACUGGAUCUCAAUUCCUUGUUUACAGAAGCCAAGGUUUACCACAACAAGCUGGUGAACAUAAGGAAAGAGAUGAUCAUGCUCCAUGAAAAGACAACAAAGCUAAAGAAACGAGCAUUGAAGCUGCAGCAGCAAAAGCAGAAGGAGGCACUGGAGAAGGAGCAGCAACGUGAGAAGGAGCUGGAGAGAGAGAGGCAGCUUAUAGCCAAACCUGCUAAAAGAACAUAGAGUCCCUGACUCUAUUUGCUGUAUUAACAACCACACAGUUGGCUUUGCAUGCAUCAGUCUAUUUACUGCAUUUCUACAAUAUGUCACAUCAAUGCUAACCAUUUUCCAAAGUGUACAUUUUUAAAGAUGUUUUGUUUUUGCCUUGAUUCAACAAAAAAGGUUAGAUUAUUAAACAGGCACCAGGAACACAGCUAAGAUUUAUAUUAUUUUAUUGUUAUGGCAUUAAGAUGCUUGAAAGAUGCUUUAAAAUGUCAUUAUUCACCUUUAAUUAUUCCUAUUACGAUUCGUGAUUCUUUCAUGCUGUUGCAGUUAACUCUACACAUUGUAGACGGUUGUAGAGAAGCAGAUUUCAGUCGCGGUCACAUGUUAGUCACCAAAACUUUUAACAAGAAAUCAUUUGAUUUUCUUUGAAACUUUGUAUCCAGAUGAAGUUGAUUUAGUUCCUCACGGUGACUCAUGAUAGAUGUGAUGUUAUCUUUUAAAAAAAACAGUAACAGCUUUGACCUUAGAUGACAGUAUUUCUACCAUACCAGAAAUUACUUCUUGUGGUUAUUAUGGAAAAUAAUCCAUUCAGUGUUUCCUUCUACACUUAAUUUUGAAUCUCUUUGCAGCCUUUGGGCUGAAGUUGUUUCAAAUGCCAUUACUGUACAAAUAAGCAUUAAUUCUAAAUCUACAUUUCAUUAAGAUAUUUUUUUUCCUAAAUUAGAAUAAUUUGUUCAGACCCAUUAGCAUGCACAACCUGAAUUUAGGGGCCUUGGAGAGUUCUGUGGAUGUUGGGAUGAUCACAUCAUUCAUUUCAGCUGCAAAUAACAGCAGAAACUGGAUGCUAAAGGUUUCAGUAAAGAGCUUCUUAUCUCAUAUCUGAAUCAAAUUUUAGAGAUUUGACAGUUUGAUUAAUUUCAGGCUGUAAUGGCUUUCAAUUAGACCAAUCUUUUUUGUUUAUCUAUUAACACUACAAAGUGUUAAAUUCAUAUGUCAGCAUUCAUUAAUCAGUAUUUAAAGACGUGAUAAAGACGAUUUUUUUGUUUUGUUUUUUUGGCUUUUCAGAAAUGCUCAAGUACAGAGGCUAGUUUCCUUGAGGAGUAGGAGGAACACUGAUAGAGUUUCAUUUCUAGAUGGAAAUAAAUUGGAAGAAUGGCUUUAAAUUCUUUUCUUAAGACAUGUUUAGAAAUCUGAUACACUCCGGAAAAUGGUUUACUUAAUAGACAGUGAAUGUGACUUUUAGUAAAUGGGUUAAAUCUUGCAAAACCCCUGGUUUGGUUGAUUCAAUCUGACGUUGCCAAGAUCACCACAAACCAAAGACUUGGACUACAUCAUCAAAUGCUGGUACUUCCCACUAUCAACCUCUGAUGAUGCACUAUUUUGUGCACCUUGCUGAGAAAAGAACAAAUUAUUCCUUUUUUUUGCAGCCAUGGGACAAUACUCAAGGAGAAUCACUGCAUCUGAUGUCUGUUGUCAAAGUAUUAAUAUAUAUUGUUUCUGGGCUUCUUGCCUUGUUAGUGUUAAAUGUUUUAAAAGUCUGUUUUAAGUCAAAUUGUUCUGCACUAAAUUAACUAUAAAAAUGCAUCAACCAUAAACACCAUCUGUUACUUUCUUUAAAAGACCUUUUAAGAGGUUUCUAUGCACUAAUUGUGGCUGGAACUCCACUGUUUGUACAAUUAAUAAUAAAAGAAAAAUAACUUCUG